This is a messenger RNA of Toxotes jaculatrix (banded archerfish), 6964 nucleotides long. RefSeq names its product nuclear FMR1 interacting protein 2 (gene nufip2). Gene Ontology annotation, molecular function: RNA binding. Gene Ontology annotation, cellular component: nucleoplasm; cytoplasmic stress granule. The record is from RefSeq and is a predicted model, not a curated record. NCBI's taxonomy places the organism in Eukaryota, Metazoa, Chordata, Actinopteri, Toxotidae. The transcript is spliced from 4 exons. Bases 50 to 1963 code for a protein of 637 amino acids.
UCUACUGAGCUAACAUACUGGCUGAGCAAGUCCGACAUUCUACACUUCAAUGGAGGAACAGCCCAAAGAUCGGGCUCAAGACAGGCAAUAUCAUCUCCAGGGAGAGGACAGAAGCUCUAUUCAACAUACAACUUGUCUAAAAAAUGAUCAGAGCCACUUCCAGCGCCAGCAUCAGGAAACGCAGACGAAGAAAACAGGCAAUAAAAAAGUAAACAUCAGUGACGAGGAGGGGGAGAAGAAUACACAUCUGUCUCAUACUGUUGGUAUGUCACAUCCCCCCAGCAGCAAUGGUAACAGACACAUAAGUAAUACAAAUGUGAAGCAGAAGUCAACGCAAAAGCUGUACACGUCUGUUCCAAAAGUGAGCAGCAAAGUAUUGGACCAUAAGAAGAAUAUGGACCUUAAAAAUGACAAGGAAAAGGCGCUGGAUUUGAAUCAUCAUGAGAGCCAACCUUUGGAUAAGAAAGACUCUGUUUUGCUUCAAAAUGGUGUUGUACACUGUGGCUUAAUUACAAAUGGCUAUUCUAGCAAGGACAAUGAUGGAAGCGGUUCUGAAGGUGGAUAUACUACUCCGAAGAAACGCAAGGCCAGAUGUAACAACGCCAAGAACACUGAUAAUGUGAUAAGAGACAAGGAGAAAGACAUGCAGCAGGACAACACUACACAGGAGCCUGGGCCUUUUAAUCCUGAGACAGCUGAGAAGGGAGUGACUUCAAGACUUGAUGGCUUUAGAGCCACUUAUAAAGUAGAAGCUCAGUCAGCAGCUAGACGGGCUGUUGUGUCAGAGUCUUCAGUGGGUGAAUCUCAGAGGAAAAGCUCUGAUAGCAAAACAGCUGGCACCUUUGGUAAAAAGAGUGAGGAAAGGCAUAAAGCCAAGCUUUCCUCACCUUCAAAAGAGGACUCCUGGACUUUAUUCAAACCCCCUCCAGUAUUUCCUGUGGACAAUAGCAGUGCUAAAAUUGUUCCCAAGAUCAGUUAUGCAAGUAAAGUAAAAGAGAACCUCAACAAAGUAGCUCAAGGUGGAGGAGAGGCACUGCCUCCUCCUGUUAGACUGUCACAGGUCCCUAUGUCUGCUAUGAAAACUAUCACCUCAGCUAGCUUUACUAAUGGUCCUGUUUCUGGAAAUGGAAACGGCUGCCCAUCAGUGGGUACCUUCUUUGCUCCUGCUGCUAGUAGUAUUCCACCAGCCCCAUCUAUCCCAAGUGGCGAGAAUGUAGCAUCUCCUUUGGAAAGUAACUGUAGCUCUACAACCAGUCCUGUAGAUGGAGAAGCAUAUGAGCUUUUAAUUUACCCUUUAAAUAUGCAACCUGUGCUCCCUAGUGCUCGUCACCUUGACCCACCGGCUGCUCAGACAAAUCAGAAAGCCUUGGGAGACAUCUUCCAGAAUCAGUGGGGGCUUUCUUUCAUCAAUGAGCCCAACUUGGGGCCAGAAGGAGGAAGUGGGCCGGUGCCUGCAGAGGACAAGACUACUGUGGUCACACCUCAAAGCGAGUGUCAGGCUGUUUCAGCCAAGGCUGCCCAGCCUUGCUUUGAUGUUAGCCCAUCAUUUUUAGAGCCUGGCACUUUGGCUCAAGACAAUGAGAAAAGGACUUGUGCCCCUUGCAAUGUGUCUAAUGCUUGUUCUCCUGCUUGUGUGAUGAGUGAGGAGGAGAACAAGCUGCAGCCAUGUGGCCAGGAAAAGACAAAAGCUGAGGCCAAGGAUGCAGGUUCUGCUUUGUCGGCCCCCAGUAAAGACAACGGUGCUAAGCCUGCACAGGGCCAGCUAACCACUUUGCUGUUUGGCUCAUCUAAAGAACAGGCCCACUCUAAAGACAUUGGCAGAAGGUGUUGCUGGGGGUCCUUUGAUGUUAAAGCUGCUGUCACUUAUCACACUAAAGAAAUGGAAUCCGUUUUCAACUUGCAAAAACAAGAUCCAAAAAGAGUAGUGGUUUAUGAUGAAACCAAGGAUGGACCUGAUCAGUGAGGUAGAUGGUCUACAGUACUUACCUUCUUCUCUUCUGGGUGCUGCAGUUAUCUACCAUGGAAAUCAUAAAUCCUGUUGGAUAGAUAAAGUGACAACUGUGAAAACAUUGAUAGUUUAGCAUGACAGAUUUUCCUUGGAAUCUCGGGUGGAAUAACAGACUUCUUUGGGGGCAUCAGACAAACACACACAGACACACACACACACACACACACACACACUCACAUGCUCUGGAGGGACGUUAAAGGAGCUGAUUGGUGCCUCUCCAACUUGAUGAAUGGACACUUGCAACUUUAAGCUGUUUGUCUCAUGGCUCUUUAAAGAUGAUGUUUGGGAGUUCAGCAAAGGAAGGUGUCUAGGACUGCGCCUCCCUAAAGCCUUUAUCCUGUUGAACUGUGGCAGCCGUCAGUCUGACUGUGGGAUGCCUCAGUCAUUUUCUUUAUUCACGCAUUCAAAUGAGUUCAUUGUAGAUAUGUUAGACGUUAUACAUACACAUCUGUGUGCAAGCUUGAAUUCAUCGUGAACGAAAAGGAGAACACACUUUGCAAAGAAUGCCUUGAAGUUGUGGAAUAAGGAUCUUCGGAGUCCUGUUAAACUGUAAGUUAAGUGGAAGCUCAUAGGUGAGGCCCCAUCCAGGAAGGGAGAACAUUGUCUUAAAUCCUUUAUGGGAAAUCAGAGCCCUGAAAUUAAAUACUUGCUUUUUCUUUUAGAUCGUUUCGUCUGACCUAACAUGAGUAUUAUCUGCACUGCAGUAUGAUCCCAGAGCACAGGUACAGAAGUGCCCAAUUUGAAGGAAAGUCUUGCCCCUUCAUUUCAUUGUUUAUUGCAGGUUUUGCUAACGGUUUUUUCUUUUUUUUAAAUCAGGUCUCCGUUAAAAGCGAUACCUUUUAAUCAUUAAGGUUUUCACACAUUUCUGUCAUCAGGUCAGUGCAGACUGUUCUUAAAUUCAGAUUCAUAUACCUGCUGAUAUAUGAAUUCUCACUUUAGGAAUAAACUGAGUAACAAACUGUAAAGUAAGAGACAUUUCUUCCAAUAAGGUCUUCUGCGUUUUGUGCUGUUUUCUUCAGCAGAAAGACUCAGGAUGUCCGUACAUAUUAUUUUGCCUGCAUUUCUGUCUAAUUCUACUCUUCAUGUCAAAGGAACAUGUUGCAUUUUAAUGACUUUGGACUUUUUUUUUUCUGACUCAGCAUUUUGUCUUUACUUUUCGGUCUUAUGGCAUUGUAUUUCUUGCAUGUUUACUGGUGGAAAUGUAUGAGUCAGAGGUCACUGUUCAUCGCCACACAAAGAUUACAGUAACACGACAACAAUUGCAAUACUAAUCUAGGUUCCCCGACUAGCCACUUUUUCAAACUGUGUUGAAAUGUGAAGAUGAGUUGUACUAUUAUGUUUUACUGUGGAUAACCUUUGCAAACUAGUGUGCAAUAACACCAUGUGAUCCAUACAACGUGUGAAAUGGGUUAUAUGGAGCUACACAAUCAUCAGUUCUGGUGUGGCCUGCAGUUCCUUUAUUUGUUCAAAGUGUUUAAGGUGCAUUUUCAGUUUAUUGCACAAGUGAUCUUUAUUUUAUUUUAUUAUUUUUUUAUAUUUUUCAAAAGAGCUCAUGUUGAAAGAUCUAAUUAAGUCUAAGGAGCCCAAAAUUUGCUAACUGCUAACUGGCCAGCUGUAACAUCACUUUCAUCACCAUCUCCAAAUCAGGAUUGGUUUAUUCAGCAUAACAAAGGAACUGUCCAGGUUUCUUUGCUCUAGAAGAUAUGAUUUGGUUAAUGUGUGGAUUAAUAGCACUUUAUGUAAACUAAUUGCUUUUAUCUUUUAAUUAUUAGAGAGAUCUAUAUGUACUGACAAGAAAUACUCCUUGAAAGAAUGGCUUUGGGCUGUUACUUUUCAGAAAAAAAAGUUGAUAAAUACAGAAUUAUUAAAUGUAACUCAGGUAGUGUUGAUAAAGCCAUGACUAUGUUCAAUAUUGUUUUUUGCCAAAUGGCCCCUGUCAUGUAAUGUUCUCAAAAUUGGAAACAUUGAAUUGGAGUCCUGCUAUAUAGAGUCUCAAAUGAAGUUGUGACAAAACACCAAAUAAUUGCUUUUGAGGACAACUCUGGUGGCAUGCAAGGUGCUGUCAUUGAUCAUUUUAGGCUCUAAAAUGUUUAUUUCCCUGUUUAAAAAAAGGAAAAAAGAAAAAGGAAAAAAAACAUAAGCACAUUGCUCCAUGCGCUGUUUCCAAUGUGUACUAGACCGUAAUCUUGCAAUCUUUGACGGUUCAUUUUCUUCCUCAUGUGAUCAUAGUUAAGCACCUCUUGAUUAUUUUGAUUAUUGCUGAACAUCAGUGGUGUUUUUAUGGGGAAGCUACAAUCUGGGAAUAAGCUUUCAAGUACACUUCUCUUUCCACUGUGUCCUGAUUAGGCAGCACUGCAGCCUGUACCUGUGUGCAGGGGGAAAAUCGUUACUUUUUUUUUUUUUUACAAGUUGACAUUUAACUUCCAUGUCUGAUCACAGUCAGCUCUCUGGUAUUUAAAAUGCUUUGUUUUGGCUUCCACUGUAUUGUGUAUGAUGGAUGAGUGUAUGAUCAGAUGCUGCCCUCUGAAUAAGAACAGUUGUGUCGGAUCUGGUUGACGAGGAAGAAAGGGUAUUUGAGGAGAUAUUGCCCAUUAGCAUUUAGACUUUUAUGUUUUUCUGUGCUUGUGGAAAUUGACAUUUAAUCUGGCAUAAAGUUACACAAAACUCGCAAUUUAAUUUUUUCUGAUUGCCCAUAAUCCAUAGACAAAAUGAUACAAUCAGGUUACCAUACAGUUAAUGCCAAAAUUGUUCAGGCUGAAAGCAUUAUCAGUGGACAAUGAUGCAUCAGUAGGCUUCUAAAUGUAAAACAGGGUGAUCAAAACAAGUAGUAUGUGAUGUUACUGUAGUCUUACAAUGAAUAUCUUUUCUUUUUAAAAUAUUUUUUGUCUUUUUUUUGAGAGGAUGGUCCUGGCACAGGGAAAUCAGAGAAUCUCCAAUCCUCCCACCCCAAGGGUCCUCUUUUUCAAGCACUUAAAACAGCAAAAAGGCUAUGUUGAAUAUGCAUUUCUAAAGAUCAGCAUUGUAGCCUUGCAAACCAAAAAAAAAAAAAAAAAAAACAGGUUCUUGAAGCUGAGUAGAUGUUUAAUCAGUGAUGGGGAGAGAGGGAGGGGGUCAAGUGACUGACUGUUGAUGUGUUGAUAAAAGAGAAAAGCCUGAUCAUGUGGAGUUUUAUACUUCCACCCCCUCAGGACGUGCAAUCACCUCAAAGAUGCUGAAGCAGGCUUCCAGGUUGUAAGUGGCGAGUUUUGGCCUCAUUGUUUUGUGGGUGUGUGCAUAGCGAGUUCUUCCUAUUAUAUGCAAGUUCCUCAUAUAUUUUGAAAUCCUCUCCCCCAACCCUUCCAUUGUUUCAUGUUCAGGUGCCUGUGUGGAAAAAAUAUACUUUUACAGCAAUUUUGAUUGUUUAAAAUCUGCUUCCAGCGUAUAUCCGUGCCAUUUUUUUUUCUUCUUCUUAUUCUUCUUUUUUUUUGUAACAUUUGCAAUGCUGUUUAAGUUUUCUCACAGCUAAUCCUAAUUUCUUCUUUUAAGUGACAUUGACACAGAUGAAAGCAAUGAGCAUUUUAUGUGUUUUGUAGGUUUUGAAAUUUUCAUGGCUUGUGUUCGGAACUGUGUGACCUAAAGCCAAAAUCAGUUUGAAUGGGGCAGAUGACCGCCGCUCGCUGGUGUAUAACUCAUGCCAGUCCAUUGUCAAGUUCAUGUCUGAAGUAGCACAUAAUUAAUUUGAACUGAUUUAACAAAUUAAUGUUUUAACAUAUGUUUUAAAAACAUUUUAUUUUUGAGUUAUAACCUAAUUUAUCCAUAGAUGCACAAAUAGGAUGAGACUAAAAGGAAUAAAUGAUACAGAAAAUCAAGAUGUCUCAUUUUUGAUGAGUUGUAGAUGAUUUAGUUAUUGAUUAAGGCUGAUGUAGACCUAUUUUUUCCCCCAAUAGCACCAAUGUUAAUGUAUUUGAAGUUACUCUUUUUCCAGCAGAUUUUAUACAAAUUACUUUAACGCAUUUCUUCAAAUAGUUGUGAUGGAGUGAUGAGCAUUGAAAUACACUGCAUCCCAGAGUUCCUCUUAAUAUAUUUUUGUUUGUGGUGUUGUUGAUCAUGUUGCGAUGGGGAGUGAGGUAUUAACGUGCAGUUCAACAACUCUGAAUCUGCUUUCGCCAAAGGUACACUACUCAGAUAUUCAGCUAGUGAAUGGCAAACGCACAGACGGGAGACGCUGAUGAUGAUAAUGUCAUGACCAGCUUCCUGACAUCGUGCUGGUUAGUUUUUAGCGAAGAGAAGUCACUACUGUAGCAGCUGAAUGUCACUUUGAGCGUGUUAUUAUACAGUGUGAGAGAGGAGAAAUCUUAUAAGAUAAAACAAAUACCGAAAGUGCUGCUUCUUCAUCCAGUAAUCUGUCGUCUGUAAUGGGAAAUGCUGGACUUAGUGUUUGUGCUCAACUUAAAAACUGUCCCUCCUUUAAACAUGUCAUUGCCUCUUGUGGAAAUGUUUUAAUUUAGGGGGCUUUUUGUUGUUGUUGUUGUUGUUGUUGUUUUAUGUGAUGACACCUGAGAGGUACAGUGUUUCUGAUUCCACACAGGGGAAGCAAACUUGGGCAACGUGACUUUAGAGAGAGGUGAUAUGUUGUGCUAAGUCAUUAUUUUGUUUUCUUUGUCAUCUCAAAUGGCUGUUGUGCUUUUUUUUGUCCACUCCUCCGUUUAUCACUUUUACACCUCUUGCCCCCCUAAAAUAAGAGGCAAUAGCAUUUCUUUCUCAGUUGUCUUACAGGUUGACUUUUUAAGUGAGCAGUCUGAUUAUUUAAUUUUUUGUUUUGAAUUUAACAUAAGUGUCACAUUACAAUGUUCUUUUUUUAAAGCAUGAUAAUAACCCUCAAAUUCCAAACAAUGUAAUAGUCAAAAGAAAAAAAGAAGACUCCAGUGUUCACAAUUUUAGUUUCCAUUAAAAUGUCAAAUUUUCAUGAAGAAUUCA